AUGGCUAACGAUCCAGCACUAUCGCCGAUAAAGCCAUACCAACAAAUUAUUGCGUCGGGUUCUGGCGCCGUACUAACAGCACUUUUCAUGACGCCUUUCGAUGUCAUCAAAGUUCGAUUACAAUCACAAACAUCAGAUGCUGUUCGACAUUUUCCUACUAAAUCUUCGCAUUUACCAGCAAAUGCAAUGUCAUCAUCAUUGUUGUCACCCACUACAUCUUGUCAACACUAUAUGACACAUCAACCAACAAUUCAUUAUACGGGUACACUAGAUACAUUAUCUAAAUUAAUUCGAGCCGAAGGAGUUCCUGUACUUUGGUCGGGUUUAACACCAGCUUUAUGUGUAUCAAUACCAACCGUUAUUAUCUAUUUUACAUCGUACAUGAAAGCAAAACAAUUACUUGGAUAUAAUGAACUAAGUCCUAAUCCGAUAUUACCAGUUAUCGCUGGCGCAAGUUCACGUAUAUUUGCUGUGACGGUUGUUUCUCCAUUUGAAUUAAUUCGAACUAAGGUGCAGUCGGAAAAAGUCCUCUAUCGUCAAUUGUUUCUUUUACUUCGUAAAUCUUUAUCAGAAGAAGGACCUCGUAUUCUAUGGAAAGGUCUAAUACCUACCAUAUGGCGUGAUAUACCAUUUUCAAUGAUCUAUUGGUUCCAUUAUGAAACAUUCAGAGCGUAUCUUGUGCGAUCUAAAAUAAAUGUUGAUACUUAUGGAACAUUCAUUUGUGGCGCAUUAGCCGGUACUAUAGCAGCAACAUUAACAACACCUGCCGAUGUUGCUAAAACAUUCCGACAAAUAGAACUUGGACGAAUUGAAAAAUCACCAAAUUCUGGAUGCAAACACAGCUCCUCAAUCAAUAGUAAUCAACCCGUGCAAUCAACUAAAACUCUUUCUAUAUUGAUACGUAUAUUUCGAGCUGAAGGUCCAAAAGGCUUAUUCACCGGACUUGUACCUCGGUUACUAAAAGUAGCACCAGCCUGUGCCAUUAUGAUUACAAGUUUUGAAACAUUGAAAAAAUUUUUCCAACGUAUGAAUGCUUCGAAUAUUUGA
Molecule: messenger RNA, 1047 nt
Organism: Rotaria socialis
Lineage: Eukaryota; Metazoa; Rotifera; Eurotatoria; Philodinida; Philodinidae
Source: the annotation of a GenBank genome assembly